CUUCCAUCAUUGAAUGACACCAAUAACAGCAACAACAAUAACCGAGCAGGAGGAGUAGCAUCAUCAUCAUCAACAACAACACUGUCCACAACACAACUUAAUGAAUUUAACAAUAAUAGUAGAGCCGGCGGCGAUGGAGGUGGAGGAGGAAUAGCAGGCGGAGGCAACAAUAGUACAACAUCUGCAAUGGCUGACGCUGAUAUGGGUGUUAUGCAUGCUGCUGCUGCAGCCAACAAUGACAAUAGUCAACAACAGCAGCAACAAAUCUCGAAUAGCAAUAUGCUGCUGGAGGAGCGCAGUGUCAUAAUCGAACAGAAAGAUGCAAAUCGUAGUAGAUUGUAUUUGAAUACACGAGACAAUAGCAACAGCAGUCAACUAACGACUGCGACAACGACAAUAAUCAAGCAAUCACCCACAUCGCCACCUAAUCCAUUAGAUGUACAACAACAGCAUAAUUCACAUCAUAGUAGCCUCGUCCAGCCUGCGGAAAGUCUAUACUCAGCAACAAAUGACAGUCAUACAAGUGCAAAUUUAAAUGAAAACCUGGAUUUGUCAUCAUCAGCAACGUCGUCUCAACAGCAACACCAUCACCAGCAACACCACCACCAUCAACAUCAUCAUCACCAUGCUCCUGCUCUGCUUCCCUCUCAUAAUCAUCAACACCAGCAUCCGCCACAACACAAUGCAAAUUUGAGGCUCAACAAUAGCUUGGCGGCGGCGGUUAGUGCCAACACCAAUCAUCAUGUCUUGGACCAUUGCACACCAGCAACGAAUAUUGUCUCAUAUCCGGCCACACAAAGACACAAACAAGAACUACCCUUGCCUCUAACAACAACGCUGGCCGAAUGUCAACUUACACCCACGGCAAAUGAUGAAGACAUGGUUAUGGGUCAUGCCAACCCUCUGGGUGUCUCCUCGACAACGGAUCGACCACCACCACCCUCAUAUCAUGCAACUACAUUGGGCAAAAUCUAUCAUCCCAAUUCAUCAUCUUCGUCCUCGUGCACCAAUGACAUGGAGACAGAAGCUUUAAGCGUUGCUGCCGCCGCAGCUGUUACUGCCCCACGUUUGAGUGCCUACGAGCAGUUUCUCAAACUCUCUGCCCAGGAGUAUACAUCGGCCGAGAGUGCUGCACUUAAUUUAAGUUCUGCAGCAGCUGCAGCGGCCGCAAUGGCUGCUGCUGCAGCGGUAGCAGCCAACGUCGGCGGAACUAUAACUAUGUGUAACAAUCCCUCCCUUUAUAUAUUACCAUUAACAAAAAUGUAUAAAAAAUGAUCUCAAAAUAAAUUUCGUUAAACACAAUUGGCGCUCAACGAAUGUGAGGACCAUAUAAAAUUUUCGGCCGCUUCAUAUUGUUUGUCGUGUACGUUAUUUGUUUUACUUUAAUAAGAUUAAGGAUUUUUUUUUGUUUUUUGAUUUAUUUCUCUGUUUGUAAUACAAACAACAAUCAAGGAAAUUCAUUAAUAAAAUAUAAGUUUUACAAACAAUAGAAAACUAAAAUACAAACAUACAAAAAAGCAACAAUAAUAAGCAAAAGAAAACAUUUGUUUUUUUAUUUAGUGUAAAUUAUUAUUAUUAUUACUAUAUGCAUAUAUAUAAAAUAUAUAUUAUGAUUAUCUUAUGUGUAUGUGUAAUAGAUAAACUGCAAACAAAAAAUUCUUUUUUAAGAUUUUAAAUCAUUAAAAAGUUUCAAGAAAAACAUAAAAUAAUAAUUUAAAGCAAAGUUAGGCCAAUAAUAAUAAUAAUAAUAAUUAUAUAUAUUUUUAAAAAUCUAUUAAGAACCCUAACAUAAAUGUGUAAUUAUUGUAAAAAUUAAAAAUUAUCAAAAAAGAAAAACAUUUAUCAAAAAAUUCAUUUCAUUGUGAAUUUGUGAACCAUCCACCGUUUUUUAAACAAAUUAAAAUUUAUUUAAAAUCAUUAUAUGUAUAUCUUUUUCGUAAAAACUUAAUUUAUACAAUAAGUCUAAUUUUAGUAACUGAAAACCAAGUUGCAAUUUAAGUUCUUUUGUAUUUAAAAAAAAAGUGAUGACUAUUACUUUGAAAUUUUUGUUUUCUCUAAAUUAUGGAGUUGCUAUAAAAAGUGUGUAAAAAGUAUUUUCUUUUAUUUAAUGACUUUAAAAAUUUAAUUAAUUAUCUCUAUUUAAGUUUUAAACAACUUUCUUUUUCUUAUGCCAAGCACCUUUGAUUUCUUUUUAUUGCAAAUAACACAAUAAUCACCAUCUCCAACAUAGGCUUGGAUUAUUUAAACAUGAAAUGAAUAUAUAUGUAGAAAAAUACCACAAAUUCUAAAGAAAACCAUGUCUAAAUGAGUAACAAAAAUCAUUGAAAAGACCUAAAAAAUGAAAAGGGUAAACCGUAACAAUAAUUUUUUUACAAAAACAUCUCUAUAUAUAUAUAUACACACAUACAUAAAAAAUAUUAAAAACAAAAGAAACAUAUAUACACAUUUAUAAUUAAAUUCAUGUUAUUGAUAAAAGUUAAAAACAAAUCAAAGAAAAAAUUAUAAAAUUUUUGGAAACCCAUAGGAAAUCAUUGUCAUUAAUACAGAAAACAGAAACAAAAUCCUUAUAACAAAAACUAUACUCUACAAAUUGAAAAAAAGGUGAUUACGAAAACAUUUUGCAAAGAUUUUCAGAACCAAACAAUGUUAUAAUAGUGCCUAACAAACAAGACCAUUACGAUCAAAUAUCCCAAAUGGUUUAUAAUAGAAAAAUGAGGACACACAAAUGUUUGACAAAAUAUUAAUUUUUAAAUUUCUCUUGCAGUUAAGCAAAAACUUCAUACCCUAUGAAAUGUUGCUCACCGGUUGCGUAUACACUCCCCCACAAGCCGUCGAUAUUAUAUGGCUCAAAGCCUUCAUCGGAGAAGAGCUGGCAAAAUAUUGAUGCCACUAAUGAUACUCAUUUUAUUUUUUGGCGGAAUAUCGAUUGAUAAUACUUCUAUAGAUAAUCACCAUUUUCCCCGUUGUCGAAGGCGAAAAUCGACCACAGUCGUAGUCGAAGGCGAAUAUCACAUUUCGUGGUAUUCUGUAACUUAUUCGCCUUCAACAGUUUGGUAAUUGAACACUAUUGUAUUAUGGUAAAUCAAAAAAAUUAUAUAAAAGUAGGUUCCAUACUCUUUCGACAAACAGGCCCAAUGUAAUUUAGAAUGUCAUUAACUUAUAUGUCUAUCAAUUUCUUAAAAUUUGACAAUCGAAUUCGAUUCACGUGAUACCAAAUUUUCGUCUUCGUCAACCGUUGUUGAUGUUGUUCUAGCAGUGUGUUGUACACCGAGGCGGCAGCCCUUGCCGAUGAAAGACCCCAUUGGGCCAAUCCGGUAUGUACAACCGGCUGCCAUAGGAAUCUCGACUACUGUAAUACCAUUUAGUAAAAAUUCCGACAUUCGACUACGCCGUCGGCAAAGUUCCGCUAUUAAGUUCGGAAGUGCCAAAAAUUCGAAAAUUUCGAUACCCACCAUAAUGAAUUUAUUAUCCUUUUUUAUAACAACCCUAUCAAUCCUAGUAACAUGCAAAUAUGGACCGAACUGCCGAGAAGCCUUUACAAUUCACAGUCUCAAAUUUCAAGAAAAUCGGGCAAUAAAUCCUCUUGUAAUGGGCUCACGUUCCUAAAUCGACAGAUCGAUUGGUCUAUAUGACAGCCAUAUCGAAAUAUUGUCCUAUCUGGACCAUGUUCGGUUCGGACAACGGAGGGCCUUGUGCAACUCAUUGUUCCCAAUUUUAGCGAAAUUGGCUAACAAAUAUGGGCUUAAGACCCCAAAACCGACAGAUUGGUUUAUAUGGUAGGAAUAUCCAAAUAUAGUUGGGAUUUGUUGGAUUGUACUCGGAUGGCAUUUUAGCAUGACGAAACAAUUAAAGAUGGUCUCAUUUGCAUAAUAACCACAUAUCAUCAUAUGGUGCAAUGCGCCAUCAAGCUGAUCAACGUUUUGCCAACACACACAAAGAACUUUAUGUGCGUGUGCGUAUUCGUGUGCGUACAUGAGCAGAG
Molecule: messenger RNA, 3982 nt
Organism: Stomoxys calcitrans (stable fly)
Lineage: Eukaryota; Metazoa; Arthropoda; Insecta; Diptera; Muscidae
Product: homeobox protein B-H1
Exons: 2
Coding region: 187-1275 (362 amino acids)
Source: RefSeq, a predicted model, not a curated record